CUUUGUUGAAGAAUAAAUUCCAUAUUUAAAAGAAUUAAGAGGAUCUUUUUAUCUGUUAACCAGGAGGAAGCAGUCAACCAGCCAUUAUGAGAACUGUCAAUAUAAGUAAUAAAAUAUUUGAUAGUCUUGCAGACACAGCAAUCCUUCUUCUUCACCUUCUCUCUCCUUCCUUCUGUAUGCACAGGUCUCGCUUUAACUUUUAUUUUGGAAAACAACUUUAAGCCAGAUGCAGGUUCAAGACCUGGAGUCCCCAAAAUUGGCAUAUUGAUCACUGAUGGGAAAUCCCAAGACGAUGUCAUUCCACCUGCAAAAAGCCUGAGAGAUGCUGGUAUCGAACUGUUUGCCAUAGGUGUAAAGAAUGCUGAUGAAAACGAACUGAAGGAAAUUGCUUCUGAACCACACAGCACUCACGUCUACAAUGUUGCUGACUUCAGUUUAAUGAACUCCAUUGUGGAAGAACUUACAAAGACUGUGUGCAUGAGAGUUGAAGAACAAGAGAAAGAAAUCAAAGGGUCAUUGGUUGCCGCGCUUGGAGCACCUACAGAUUUGGUCACAUCUGAAGUGACAGCCAGAGGGUUCCGUGUGAGUUGGACUCAUGCACCGGGCAAAGUGGAAAAGUACCGAGUGGUCUAUUAUCCCACCAAAGGAGGGCAACCAGAAGAGGUGGUGGUAGAUGGAACAGUUUCAACAGCAAUACUGAAAAACUUGAUGUCUUUAACCGAAUAUCAGAUUGCUGUGUUUGCCAUCUAUGUUAGUUCUGCCAGUGAAGGUCUCCGGGGUACUGAGACGACACUUGCGUUACCAAUGGCAUCUGAUUUGGAGUUGUAUAAUGCCUCGCACAACAGUAUGAAAGUAAAGUGGAAGGCAGUAGCUGGUGCAACUGGCUAUAUGAUUCUGUAUGCGCCCCUCAUUGAUGGCUUAGCAGCAGAGGAAAAGGAGAUGAAAAUUGGAGUGAGCGCCACACAUGUUGAACUUGAGGGUCUGCUACCCAACACAGACUAUACAGUCACCGUUUAUGCAAUGUUUGGAGAAGAAGCCAGUGAUCCUCUUACAGGACAAGAAACAACAUUGCCUUUAAGUCCACCAAGAAAUUUGAAGUUUUCAAAUGUGGAUCACAACUCAGCCAAAAUAGCUUGGGAUCCAGCUUCCCCAAAGGUCAAAGGCUAUCGCAUUAUGUACGUUAAGACAGAUGGGACCGAAACUAAUGAGGAAGAAGUUGAUCAAGUGUCAGCACAUAUUUUGAAGAGCUUGACAUCUCUCACUGAAUAUACUGUAGCCGUUUUCUCCCUCUAUACCGAGGGUCAGUCUGAGCCACUGACGGGCAGCUUUAGCACAAAGAAAGUUCCAUCACCUGAAUUUUUGGAAAUUAUUGAAGUAUCUACUGAAAGUUUAACCGUAACCUGGAAGCCACCAUCCUCUGAUGUGGCUCUUUACCGUCUAGCAUGGAUCCCAUUGGCUGGCGAAGAAGCUGAUGAGAUCAUCUUAAGUGGAGAUGUGGACACCUAUGAAAUUGAAGGCUUGCUGCCUGAUAUGGAAUACGAGGUGUCCUUGGUGGCCCUUUUUGAUGAUGAAAGCGAAAGCGAUGUUGUUGCUGUACUUGGGAGCACACUUGAAAUACUGACUACUGAAGUUACUACUAUUACUACAGAAAGUACUACUACUACUCAGCCUACAACAGCAGUCUUUCGGACAGGAAUAAAAAAUCUCAUGGUCGAAGAUGAAACUACCUCAAGUUUGAAAGUCAAAUGGGACAUUACGGACCUCAGUGUUUCCCAGUUCAGGGUGACAUAUAUGAAGGCUGACGGUGGUCAUGGGGAGGAAACGGUUACAGUCCCUGCGAGACAAAACAAUUUGCUUCUUCAACCUUUGCUCUCAGAUACUGAAUACAAAAUUAUGGUCACCCCAAUCUAUGCUGAUGGAGAAGGAGUCAGUUUGUCAGCUCCAGGAAAAACUUUGCCUCUUUCUCCUCCACAAAAUCUGAAAGUCUCUGAUGAAUGGUAUAAUCGAUUAAGGAUUAGCUGGGAUGCGCCUCGAUCUCCCACGAUGGGGUAUAGGAUUGUAUAUAAACCUGUGAAUAUUCCUGGACCAGCACUUGAAACCUUUGUGGGUGAUGACGUCAACACCAUCCUUAUCUUGAAUUUGCUUAGUGGAACAGAGUAUAAUGUUAAAGUAUUUGCUUCUUACCCUACAGGAUUUAGUGAAGCCUUAGCAAGUGUUGCCAAAACACUGUAUUUGGGUGUGACAAACUUAGGAGCUUAUCAAACCCGAAUGACAAGCUUAUGUGCCCAAUGGCAGCCCCACAGACACGCAACUGCUUACAGAAUUGUAAUAGAAUCUCUUACUGAUGGGGCAAUUGAAGAAGAACCAUUAGGUUGGGGGGCAUCUAGGCAUUGUUUCUUUCAACUCUAUCCUGACACAAAAUACAAUAUCAGCAUUUAUUCACAAAUUCAAGAAUUAGAAGGGCCUGCCAUCAGCAUAAUAGAGGCAACACUGCCCUACCCAACUGAGCCACCACCAACUCCUUCAACCACCACUCCACAGCCUACAAUUCCUCCAGCAAAGGAAGUUUGCAAAGCUGCAAAGGCUGACCUGGUUUUUUUGGUGGAUGGAUCUUGGAGUAUUGGAGAUGCAAAUUUCAACAAAAUAAUUGGCUUUCUAUAUAGCACUGUUGGUGCUCUUGACAAGAUUGGUCCUGAUGGAACUCAGGUGGCAAUAGGCCAGUUCAGUGAUGAUACAAGGACAGAAUUUAAAUUGAAUGCCUACAGAAGCAAAGAAACUCUACUAGAUGCCAUUCAGCACAUUGCCUACAAAGGGGGAAACACCAAAACAGGCAGAGCAAUUAAACACGCACAGCAGAUCUUAUUUACUUUGGAGUCUGGGACCAGGAAGGGGAUCCCAAAAGUUUUAGUAGUGAUCACAGAUGGACGAUCUCAAGAUGAUGUGAACCAAGUUUCCAGAGAGAUGCAACUAGAUGGGUUCAGUAUAUUUGCCAUUGGAGUAGCAGAUGCUGAUUAUGCAGAACUGGUUAACAUUGGCAGCAAGCCGAGCGACAGACAUGUGUUCUUUGUGGAUGACUUUGAUGCCUUCAAGAAGAUUGAAGAUGAACUGAUCACUUUUGUCUGUGAAACAGCCUCCGCAACUUGUCCAUUGGUGUAUAAAGAUGGCAAUAGUUUAGCAGGAUUUAAAAUGAUGGAGAUGUUUGGCUUGGUUGACAAAGAGUUUGCAUCUGUGGAAGGAGUGUCUAUGGAACCUGGAACGUUUAAUGCCUACCACUGUUAUGGACUGCAUAAGGAUGCUUUGGUCUCUCAGCCAACCAAAUAUGUACAUCCAGAGGGUCUCCCGUCAGAUUACACCAUAACUUUUCUCUUCCGCAUCCUCCCUGAAACACCUCUGGAACCAUUUGCUCUGUGGGAGAUUUUAAAUGAAAGUUAUGAGCCAUUGGUCGGAGUUAUUUUGGAUAAUGACGGCAAAACCUUGACUUUCUUCAAUUAUGACUACAAAGGGGAAUUCCAGACGGUAACCUUUGAAGGGCCUGACAUAAAGAAAAUAUUUUAUGGAAGUUUCCAUAAGCUGCAUAUGGUUAUCAGCAAAACCACCGCUAAAGUAGUGAUUGAUUGCAAGGAAGUGGCUGAGAAGAUGAUCAACGCAGCAGGAAAUAUCACCUCUAAUGGGAUUGAAGUACUGGGGAGAAUGGUUCGAUCAAGAGGACCAAGAGACAGUUCUGCACCAUUCCAGCUGCAGAUGUUUGAUAUCGUUUGUUCCACUUCAUGGGCCAAUAGAGAUAAGUGCUGUGAACUUCCAGCUUUGAGAGAUGAAAAAGGCUGCCCUGCCCUUCCACAUUCUUGCUCCUGCUCUGAAGUCAACAAAGGAUCUCCUGGGCCCUCGGGGCCACCUGGAGGUCCAGGUCUCCGAGGUCCGAAAGGAAGCCGUGGUGAUGAUGGCCCAAAGGGACCUGAAGGACCUCGAGGUGAAAUUGGAUCUCCGGGCCCUCAAGGGCCUCCUGGACCACAAGGGCCAAGCGGACUUUCAAUCGAAGGACCUCCAGGACCAACCGGGGAAAAAGGAGAAAGGGGAGAAAUUGGGCGUCCGGGUCUUCAGGGUAUUCCAGGACCAACGGGGUCACCAGGACGAGAUGGAAGCCAAGGUCCAAGGGGCGUGACAGGCAAAGACGGACCAACUGGACCUCCAGGUUCCUCAGGACCAGUGGGAAUACCAGGUGCUCCAGGUGCCCCAGGAAUAAUGGGUAGUGUUGGCCCACAAGGAGAUGCUGGACCACCUGGACUUCCUGGAGUAAAAGGCGAGAAAGGUGAACGUGGAGAUCUUCAGACCCAUGCAAUGGUACGGGCAGUAGCUCGUCAGGUGUGUGAACAGCUUAUCCAAACUCAUCUGGCUAGAUACAGCUCCAUCUUAAAUCAGAUUCCGAGCAACUCAAUCUCAACACGGACUAUCCCAGGUCCCCCUGGUGAACCAGGACGGCAAGGCUUACCUGGACCACAGGGAGAGCAAGGAUCUUCAGGAAGCCCAGGUUUUCCUGGCAAUCCUGGCCAACCUGGAACACCAGGAGAAAGAGGCUCACCAGGAGAAAAAGGAGAACGAGGUAACCCAGGUAUUGGAAACCAAGGCCCCCGAGGCCCUCCAGGGCCAGCAGGACCUCCAGGUGAGAGUCGAACUGGCACUCCUGGGCCUUCAGGGUCACCUGGUCCCAGAGGAACAGCAGGCCGCACAGGUCCUCCUGGGGCACAGGGAACACCUGGACAGCCAGGAUACUGCGAUCCUUCCUCUUGUGCCGGUUAUGGAACAGAUGGUGGCUACGGGGAUCCAACAGAUCAAGACGUUCCAGUUGUGCCAUUAACCCACAACUCCUACCAACUGUAUGAUUCCGAGGAUCUUUAUGAAGAUCAGCCAGAGCCCUAUCUAGGAUCCUACGCUUAUCCUCACAUCGCACAACCAGAAUUCACACCAGUGGAUGAAGAAAUGGAGGCUGCCGGAAUAAGCCGCUUUCCGAGGAGAAUCUCCAAAAGAAGCAUCAGCUCUCCAAAACGCGACCAGCCAAUUAAAAAAACCUCACAAUGAACUGCUUUUAUAUUCUUUGUGUACGUUAGUUAAGCUAAUAUUUAGGCCUCUGUCCAGUUGACCUAAAUGUUGUCAUGGAAACUGUUUGCAAGCAUAUACAUUAAAGGAGAAAAAAAACCUAUAUUGUACAUGACCAUUUUGACAAGACAGAAAAGAGUUAAUUACAUUGCAUGCAGAAAUUAUUAACAGUAUAGCGGUUUAUGGUUAAGUGAAAACUCCAAAAGAUGUAUUUGUAGAUGUUUAUAGUUAGGCUAUGAGUAUGGUUCAGUGCACAUUUCAAAAUACUGCAAUGCCAGAUGACAAAUUUGAAUUAAAUCAAGGAGAGUUCUUCUUUUAUUCCUUGCUUUCUGAUUUUUUUGUCUAAAUUUUAAAUAUGUGCUUCCCUCAGAAUAAACCUACUAAAGCUACUACUUUAGCUACUACUAUGUCUGAGUUCUCCGAAGUUUUUUUUUAAAUUAUCCAUAUAAAGAUGUAUAUGAAGUGGGUUUUUUUCAUCCCACAGUAUUCCCAUAAAAUAAAUACCUGUUGGAAAUGCACCAAUAAUUUAUUGUGGGUCUAAUACUACUCUGUUUUCUAUACAAAUAAAGUGGCAAACUUUUAUAAAUAUUUUUUCCUAUUGUACUGAUUUUAAAAGACCAUAGUGUCAAUACAAAAUUGAAUUGUAUGUCUGAUCUUACUAACCCUCAAUUUCAAAUUUGUGAAUACUGAUUACCAGCCCAAUUAGGAAAAUCCUGCUAAUUUCAAGUGAUUUGGAUAUCCUCAUUUUUCCUGCAAGUCAAACAUCUAUUCUACCCAGCAACAUUGGAGAUCACUGCUCUAAGAACCAUAUUUGUUCAUGGUCUAUUUAUUUAUUCACUCAUUCCACAUUUUGGCAUCUAAUUCCUCACAUUUCUCUAGAAUAAGGUUAAAAAAAUGUUGCACCUGUGAGAUUAGCAUGAUACAAUUUUUCCUCAGUAUUAAUUCUUGUUUAAAAGUUGUUGGAAAGGUGUGAGAUGACCCUUUUUGAUGACACUCAAUGCCGUGAUAAAUGCAAUCUCUUAGUAUUGUUUGCCAGAAACUCUUGAAAUCUCAGCAUGCUACUGGCAGUAAUUUAACGAAAGCCUUUCUUCAGGAUAAUUCUGAUUGUCAUCCCGCAAUGUUGCUUCUGAUGAGUCAGAAAUUGUUUUGACAUGAAGCCAUUGAGUGGGCUCAGAAUUUUUGAAAGUAUUUUGAUUACAACUGAUUAUCUAAGUUAAUAUAAUAAAAAAAAAGUUUUCCUUAAAUGUUUCAAACCAAACAUCCUGAAGCAGGUUGAAGGAUAUAACUUUCACUGGACUUUAGACAAACAUUUCAUUUUGCUCGUAAGAUCUGUCUUAAUAGGCUCUUGCAACAAAAAUGGAAUUAAUAAUUUUUUACUUAAUUCAACGUAAUAAACUUUUCCUUGAAUAUUUCAUUACCUACGAAUGCAAAUAUUUGGAAGUAGCAUUGAAGGUUGUAACUCACACUGGACUCUGAACAAAACAUUUUCAUUUUGCUUGCAAGAUCUUUUCUCAACAGAAUCCAGCUUAAUAUUACACCAAUGGAUUGAGUAACUUUUAAUUUUUAGAUACUAUAGAUCUCUUUUUAAAACAUACUGUUUGGAUAAGAAUUAAUGCAAAUGUGUAAUUUAAAAUUUGAUUUUACCUUAGUUACUCUUUUAUCAGUAAUAGUCAGUAAUAUAUAAUAUAUCCAAAAACUAAAGACUAAGGAGUACUAGUAAUUUUAACAGCAAUGCAAGUGAACUUCACAAAUUAUUGGGGAUGCUGAUUAUACUGUAUGACAAUUGAGUUUUAGAAAAUUAUAGAGAAUAGUCAAUGGAGAAGGCAUUAAAUCUGGAUUACUCAAUGAAAUUCUGAAUUUUGAAAAACAGCAGUUUGCAUUUAUAAUACCUGAUACAAGCAUGGACUGGGAUCUAGUACUUCUGUAUCCAUUGAGUCUCACUUUUACAGUUUUGCAACUGAACAAUCCAUUGGUAGUCAUAACUAUGUUAUGAAAACUGUGCUAUUUCAAGAGAAGAAAAUUUUUUAUCCCUUUAAUUCCUUCUGAUGACAAUUUGCUACUAAUGCUAAUUUAAUUAUCAUUAAAUGUUUUGUUGUAUGUAGGCAUGCCAGAAAUAGUAAUGAACAUAUGGAUUGUUUCAAUCCUCCCCCCAAACUCUAGUAAUGUUUAAAUUCUGGAAAAUUAACAGAUGCUGCCAGAUGUUUCUACAAAUUACAAUCGUGAAGCAUUUAGUACAGGAUUAACAGUGAAAGUAUCUACAUUCUCAAUUCAGGCAGAGGUUUGCCAUUAUCUGUGGAUUUCUAACCAGAUGUACAAACAUCUUUUAGAGCAGGGCUGUCAAAACUCCCGGACCGCGAGCCAGAUGCAUCAUGCACUGGCCACGCCCACACCCGGUUUAGCAAAGGAGGAAAAAGUCCUGAUACGUCUCGUGAUGCCGCUGUGAUGACGUGAGUUUGACACUCCUGUUCUAGAGGGCCUACAACGGCUCUUUGGCAGUUUGAAUACUUUUGCCUCUGUGCAAAAGUCUGUGCAAAGGUAUAGGAGCUAUGUGCUUGGUUACUAUUUUGUGGCUUUCUGAAUGUGGUGCUUUUAAUAUUUUAAAUGCAUGUAUACCAUUAGAGGGGGCCAUGGUUGAUAAACUUGCUUCUAACGUUAACAAUGUUACGCACUGACAUCUAAAGUAUAGUCAGAAGGGAACACUAAAUCUCACUACUGCUCGUUUUCCUUCUGUCAGAAGGAGAUAAUCAAACAUUGUCAGCCUGUGCAUAAUUAACGAAGUGCAUUACUGUAAGAUGUAGUGAUAACCACUAACUUGGAUGAGGUGAAAAGAGAAAUCACAAAUUGUUUGGGACACAGAAAUUAUCACUGGAUCACCUGCAUUGCAUGUGGGGACUGGGUGCUGCUAACAUAAAACUAACUCAGCAGAACACUUAUCCAUAGAAUUAUUUUAUGUUGGUACAAUACAUCCCUGUGGCUACUAUAUAUUUAUUCAGCAUAUAGCGAUGUUACAUUAGCCAAUGCUAAUGCAGAGUAGCGGUUUGGCUGCCUAAGUUUGCUAGCCCUCUUUGGUUCAUGCAUGCUUUCCAAGGAGCUAGCUUUGCACCAGAAAGAAAGGUCAGCGGUUUUCUUGCAGUGGCAUCCAGGACUCUCUCCCUCCACUAAAGCUGCCUCACAAACAGAAGUUGCACCUGGGAAGGUCCGGCAUGAGCAGGAUUCUAACCGUCCAUAUGAAGCGCCGGCUCGUCUCCCCAUUGAAGUGGUACCUAUUUAUCUACUCUAACGUUGUUUUGAACUGUUAGGUGGGCAGAAGCUGAGGCCAAUGAUGGGAAUUCACCCUGCCAUGCAGUGCUAGGAUGCAAACCACCAGAGCAAAGACCAUCUCCAGGGUCAGUAAGCCACUACGCCUGUAUCCCUGUGGUCUAAAAUGGAUGACUGAAGGUGGUGAGAUUGAGGGAGGUAGUUAUCUAUUACAGCACUUAAUGCAACAGUUCGGUCUUCUGAAAGAGAAGCGCUUCUAACAUGGGAAAUUAAGGGUGCUUUCACUGGUUAGUCUAGCCUUCAGCUUGCUCAAAUAUUUUAGUUAUAAUGAAGUAAGCAUGACAUAAAACUUCAACCAAAGGACAGAAAGAUAUAUGGAGUUAAAAUAUACACAUUAUUUGCAGGAAAACACUAUUA
This is a messenger RNA of Notechis scutatus (mainland tiger snake), 8766 nucleotides long. NCBI's taxonomy places the organism in Eukaryota, Metazoa, Chordata, Lepidosauria, Squamata, Elapidae. The record is from RefSeq and is a predicted model, not a curated record.